Molecule: messenger RNA, 1503 nt
Organism: Staurois parvus
Lineage: Eukaryota; Metazoa; Chordata; Amphibia; Anura; Ranidae
Source: the annotation of a GenBank genome assembly
AUGGACCUAGUGGUGGUGAAAUAUUCCCUUGUUAUGAAUGUGGAAUGUGUUUUCCUCAGAAGGCAGAACUUGACCUCCACCAAAUGGUUCACUCCACCAAGAAGCCAUUUCAGUGCACCGAGUGCGGGAAAUGUUUUUGGCUAUAGAUCGCUACUGGCUACCCAUCAGAGGAUCCACACGGGAGAACGCCCCUUCGCCUGUCCGAUUUGCGAUAAACGCUUCGCACAGAAAAUUACUCUUGAAAACCACCAGCGAACCCACACGGGAGAAAAGCCCUAUGAAUGUGCUCAGUGCCAGAAAUGUUUUAGAAGCCAACCGGUUUUGAUUGCGCACCAACGUGAGAAAGCCCUGGAAAGGCUUCUGGAAUGCAGUGAAUGCGGCAAGCAAUUCAGUCAUCGGUCCGCACUGAUUGUGCAUCUCCGAGUUCACACGGGAGAGAAGCCAUUCACCUGCUCUGAUUGCGGGAAACAGUUUGCGCAGAAGGUGGGUCUUCUUGUGCACCAAAAGACCCACACAGGCGAGUGUCCCUUUACCUGUCCAGACUGUGGGAAGGGUUUUAUACAAAAAGUCGGGCUGGUCAAACACCAGAGAGUACACAAAAACCUGAAACCAUUUUGGUGCGGUGAGUGCGGAAGAGGAUUCCAAAAUCCCGCAGCUCUGGCCAAGCAUCAAGAGACGCAUUCUGGCAAAAAGGCUUCAUGGUGCUUGGAUUGUGUCAAAUGUUUCAGGGACCCGUUGGCUCUGGUCAAGCAUCAGGAGAGUCACAGAGAAGAGAAGCCCAUCGAGUGCAUGGAGUGUGGGAAAAUUUUCCGGUUCAGGUCGAUGCUUGUCACCCAUCAAAGGAUUCAUACUUUUGAGCGGCCCUUUUCCUGCACCGAUUGUGGGAAGACAUUUCUGCAAAAGGGGGCAUUGCUGACACACCAACGGGUUCACACGGGAGAAAAACCAUUUCGAUGUUCAGAGUGUGGCAAGCAGUUUACACAGAAAGUACAUCUAGUUAAACACCAGAUGGUACGGAGAUGUGAAAAGUUCUUCCCAUGUCUGGACUGCGGCAGGCAUUUUAGCCAGCAAUCAAAGCUCAUCAUCCAUCGCAGGAUUCACACGGGAGAGAAGCCGUUCCCCUGUCUGGACUGUGGGAAAGGGUUCACCCACAAGUCCUACCUGGUCCAACACCAGCGGAUCCACUCGGGUGAGAAGCCUUACCUGUGCUCCGAGUGCGGAAAGUGUUUCACCCGCAAAGCGGAUCUGGUCACACACUUCAGAAUCCACACCGGCGAGAAGCCCUUCCCCUGCGCCGAAUGCGGCAAGUGCUUUACACAGAAGUCGGCGUCCGUGCGGCAUCAGCGGUUCCACACCGGCGAGAAGCCCUUCCCUUGCGGUGAGUGCGGGAAGUGCUUCACACACAAACCUGCUCUGCUGAAACACCAAAAGAUUCAUAUCCGGGAAAGAUGCACCAAGGCACUGCAAUGUAUGGACUGUUGGAAGUGCUUGGGGCAGAAGUAA